This is a messenger RNA of Coniosporium apollinis CBS 100218, 462 nucleotides long. Its product is annotated as ribosomal protein L28e. Gene Ontology annotation, molecular function: structural constituent of ribosome. The coding region runs from base 1 to 462 and encodes 153 amino acids. The transcript is spliced from 3 exons. Gene Ontology annotation, biological process: translation. Gene Ontology annotation, cellular component: cytosolic large ribosomal subunit; ribosome. The record is from RefSeq and is a predicted model, not a curated record. Lineage: Eukaryota; Fungi; Ascomycota; Dothideomycetes.
AUGGCCUCCAACAUGUCGUCCGACCUCAUCUGGGAGUGCACCCGCGGCCAGAGCGCCUUCCUCUGCAAGCGCAAAUCCGCCGGCGGCGUGCAGUUCUCGCGCGACCCGCUCAACCUCGUGAACAAGCACUCGCGGAAAUACGAUGGAUUCCUGAGCGACAAGGCAAUCGGCAUCAACUCGUCCGACAAAUCCAUCGUCCUGACCACCAAGAAAGCCGACAAGGCCAACAAGCCGGCCUCGCUGCUGCAGACCAGCAGCUUCAAGGCGACGACCCCGGCGCGCAACCUGUACCGCAGCAUCGUGAACAGCACGGUCAAGAAUGGAUACAGGGCCGAUCUGAGGGCCGAGGCGGUCUCGAGGGCCAGCGCGAUCAAGAGGAGUCAGAGGCCGGUUAGGGCGGAUCGGGUGACGAAGGCGAGGGGCGCCAAGGCGAGGAAGGAGAAGGAGGUGUCGUCGGAGUAA